GGAGGACGUGGCAGACGGUGGGAUUCGGCUGGGUUCCUGUCAGCUUCCUGUAGUGGGUGAAGAUGGCGGCUGCCUGGUUAGUCCUGCUCCUCUGUGCGGCGCUCAGUCCUGCGGCCGCUCUCUAUUUCCACAUCGGGGAGACAGAAAAGAAAUGCUUCAUAGAGGAGAUCCCCGAUGAGACCAUGGUGAUAGGUGAGAUAGGGGGUAGAGGGAGCUACAGGAAGAAGCCAUGAGGCAGGCAGGCAGGGAGGCAGGGAGGUGGGUGAGGCACAGUAUGUGAGGGUAUGUGUGAAAUUAUAAUGUCUUAGAAAUGUCUUCUCUGGUAAUGGGAUACUACUCCCAGGCUGCUUUGCUAGUCUUACAGCUUUCAGAGCAUCAUGGUAGUUGUAGUCCAACAUCUGGUGGAGAAUUUCCCUUAGUAAGCAGAAUAUUACACUAUUAACUUAUUAUUUCCAGUAAUUAUACUUGCCAUAUGGAGGAAGUACAUGAUUGUAAUAUAAACAUGCACAUUUAUUGUAUAAAUGCAAUGCCACUCCCCUCCAAUUGUGAUAUGAUUUCCCCCUUGCUCUCCCCCUAUUGUAAUAUGACCUGACCCCCCCACACCUCCAAUUGUGAUAUGAUUAGCCCCCCCCACCACACACACACACACACCUCCAAUUGUAAUAUGACUUGUAAAGCGCUUAUACUCUUGAAAUUUGGCUACACAAUGUCAUUAAUGGCUUGAUAAACUGGUCCUACUACAUAAGAAAUCAUGUACAGAUAUCGUAGUGUGAGUCCCCUCCCUAAAUAAAAAAUAUAUAACCAAAAAUAAUCUCUGAAUAUGUCCUCAUUCAGCCAGUUGUGUUUAUAUGAAAUAUUAAUAUUUAUCCUUUCCAUCCUAGCUAGACUUGUUUUAAACCAUACAGCAAGGAUUCCCAAUUUUUCCUGUGGAACCAAUUGACAUAGUGUACCAACAUCGUGGAACCCAUCUCCCCCCCAACCCCAAACAAUGUAUAUAUACUGAUUUCUAGUAAACAAAUUGUGGUUAGAAGUUGUGCUUUUGUGUGUAAAGUUGGGGUGUGUGUGUGUGUGUGUGUGUGUGUAUGUAUAUAUCUUUUUUUCUUUAUGCACUGGUGUGUUUGGAUGUAGUGUUGGCUUUUAAAUGCAGAUGUACAUUUGUGUGUAGUAUUAGUGUUUGAAGGGUGUGUUUUAGUGUUGUAUAUAAAUUUGGAGUUGGAAUUCAGGGGUGUUUUUGUAUGUAAUAUUUGUGUUUGAUUACUGGGAUACAUACACUGCCACAUACAUACUUACACAGAUAUACAUACAUAGUAACACAAAGAUACACACGAUAAACACAUUGACACAUACGCACGGAGACACUGAUGCAUACGUCACCAUUGUUACGAUUGCAGCCAUCCUCCUGUUAGGUUACCUUUUGUCUGCAGGAGGGUGACUUGCUUGGAGUGCUGCUUGCUGAGACUGAUCUUUGAAGAGUCUGCAGCAGCUCACUCCUUGCUUCUGCGUCUCCAUCGAGCGUGGCACUCAUCUGGGAGAAUGUGACCGGCUGUCACUUCCUCCCAGCAUCCAAUACUACAUGGGCCCAGUCAUGGUCUUAAAGGGCUGCAGCUCCUUACCAGGCACCUGUUUAGCAAUAAUACCCAUUGGGUGGCCCUGAGUGCAUGGGCCACCCAAUGGGCAAAUUGAGUCAGAACACCAACUGGGAAACGCUUACUUAGAGGGUUAUUCACUAAAGGAAGAAUUCAAAGUGAAUAGAAAACAUUCUAAUCCAGCUAUUCUUCCAGUUUAUUUUGACCUUAAAUUUGCUGUUCACUUUAGUUAAAAAUUGUAUAUAAUCACUUGCAGAGUUCAUGUGCUUCAGAAACCAAAGCCAUUUUGGCACUUCUGCUAUAUGUCUUUGCUUCACCACAGUUUUACACUGUCAUUAAUUGCACCUAUAUAUAGUGUGUAUGUUUCGGGUGGGGGGAGGGUUAUGCAUAGAUAAAUUAAUAAGUGAGUGUAAGUGAAAAAUAAGCAGUGUUUGCUUAUAGUCAUUUAAUGAUCACUAAAACCAGAACUGAUACACAGAUCUAUUUAUAGGAGCAAGAUUCCCAAUAGUCUUUUCCUAGGGCCCUUUUGAUGGGUUUCUUUGACAAAUAAACACUCCGUUUUAUAAUUGCUGUGUAUAUAAUAAUCAUGAAAUGGACUAGUUGUAGUGGGUACAAAAACGUGGGGUAACGCUACAUCCUCUGAAUAAAUUAGAGAAUUCAGGCUUACCAUGGACCCUUUGGAUAACUGCAACGUUGAAGGAAACUGUCUGAGAUGGAAUGAACAGGGAAGUCUAGAUGCUUUUUUUUUUUUUUUUUUUUUUUUUAAACUUCUUUAUUUUUGACAGGCAGUCUGUAGACAAGCUAGUACAAUUCUUAUACAUAGGUAUAUAAUAUUGCAGUGGAGAUGUAUAGCAAUACUUCACAUAACAAGAAUGUAUAGGUCAAGGAGUCUCCUUGGCUCAAUCUGGUCGAUAAGUUUCUUGGUAGACUAGGUCAUACACUGGAUCCAAUCGCCCAUUUUGUUACCAUGGAAAAAAUGAAUUAAAACAAGAAAGAUAUAUAUAUAGGGGGAGAGGGUUAGGGUACCCACCACUGUGUAUAUCUUGUGCCAUGUACCUUUUUAAGGGAUCUGUUGCUCAUCUGUAUAAACCUGCCAUGGUUCCCAAACCUUAUGAAAUGAUGGGAGGGAGAAAUCUAGAACUUUUAUGAAGUUAAUUAACAUUGACGUGAUUUUUAAUCAUUAUAUUUAACACUGCAGGAAACUAUCGUACCCAGCUUUAUGAUAAGCAAAGAGAGGAGUAUCUGCCGACAACACCUGGACUUGGCAUGCUUGUGGAAGUGAAGGAUCCAAAUGAUAAAGUAAUAUUGGGGUUCACAAUCAGUGGUUGGUUUAAAUCAGGACUGGUUUUCCAUAGGAACACAGUAAUACUUAUAUCUUUAUUUUGAUUAGGUUAUCCUUUCUCGGCAAUAUGGGGCAGAUGGGCGUUUUAUCUUCACAUCGCACAUUCCUGGGGAGCAUCAGAUCUGUCUUCAUUCAAACUCUACAAAGUUUUCACUUUUUGCUGGUGGCAUGUUGGUGAGUGUUUCUGAACAUACUGCAUGUUAGAUGCAAGAGCCAUACAAGCAAAAACAUGUAUUUCUCAUGCCUGAAUCAAUACCUCUUAAAAAAAAAAAAAAGUGUUUCUCUCUUAAAAAUAAUUGAUUUAUUUUAUUAAAUUCUGGGUUUCUUAAAGAUCAAUACUGCCAUCUGAAAGUAUUCUGUUAGCAGCAAUGCCCAUCACAAUGAUUUCAAUGUGAAUGUUUGUUUUGUGUAUUACAUAAACCCCACAUAGUCCUGUAUUUUGUGCAUGUACUUCAUACAGUGAAUAGGGUAUAUCCGCUAAUAGAACACACAUGGCACAAUGAAAAUCAAAAAAACAUAAUUACUUAUUUACCUAAUUCUGUUAGAUGGGUUGUUGUAGGUUUGGGCCUAGAGAGUCCUUUUUAUUACUGAGGAAGAAACCUGCAAAUUGCUGUAUCUUAUCGGCUGCAAACAGACUGUAAGAUUAGUUGCACCACAUUGCAACACUCCUGGUAUUCUUAUCAAUGUGUUUUGUCUAUUCCAGCCAUUUGUCCGAUAAGUUCUUGAUAUUGUGGGUAGUUCUUCUUUUUCUUUUCAUUCUCCCAGUGAUAUUAUGGCUGCAUACACACAGAGCUUACAUUUGAGACCUAUUUAUCAGUUAAAAUGACACUGCUGAAGAUUUGUUUGGAAAUAUUCCAGUUUGUGGUACCGCAUUUGGCUGUUCUAAACCACUUGAAACUAUUGUUUUCUCUGCAGAGAGUUCACCUUGACCUGCAGGUUGGGGAGCAUGCUGUUGAUUAUGCUGAGAUUGCUGCCAAUGAUAAACUGAGUGAAUUACAGCUUCGUGUCAGACAACUGAUAGAGCAAGUGGAACAGAUUCAGAAGGAACAGAAUUAUCAAAGAGUAAGGAAACCUGAUUCCAGCAAAACAAAACAAAAGAGUUACAGCUUGAAGAUGCCUUCUUUUCUAAUUCUAUUCGGAUUACUUACAAAGUGUUUUACCUGAAAGAAUACAUUGAGAUUUUCAAUUAUCUUGCAUGCUUCAGAACAUAUAGAAAAGUACAUUACACACACAUAUGUUGUUUCUGGCACAUUAAGGGACAUUUUAUACACGAAUUGACCCACAGUUGUUUUAUGUUUAGUUUUUUUUUAUAUAGAUACAUUUCUAACAUUUUACAGGAAUUAUUACUGGUUAAAUUACAUGUAGGUGUAGUUAAGAUAAAGUCACAGUAAAGAUAACGUAAAAAAUGAAGUCCCAGAUGCCCUCACUUGCCCAAUAUUAAAGUAUGUUGGUGCCUGGUGUGUCCUUUUAAGUGUUUUGGCUUUAUAUUCAAAUUGUUCAAAGUAUGAAACUGGAACAGAACACACACUUCCCUUAGCAGAUCUACACUGUGGUGCCACACAUACCACGGAGACUACCAGUCCCUUGAAAUAUACCAAAACAUAGACAUCAGGUGUCUCGGUACACACAUGAUGUCCAAAAUGCAAACUUUAUUUGAGUGGAAUGGUAAUGUUUCGACUCACACAAGCCUUUCUCAAGAGAAGAUGUGCUGCUGCCAUCACUGUCCCAAAGCCAAUCGGUGUCCUCUUGUUAUCUUCCCAUUAAGAAAGGUUUGAAAUACUAUACCAAUAACAGGAGGACAGUGAUUGGCUGUGGGGUGCAAUUAAAUUAGCAGCUCAGCUUGCAUUUUCUCUAUACCUUCCUGUCAAGAAGUUGUUUUUUGAAUAGGGGGGCAUGAGGCUAGUUAUGCUGCUGCAAAAGUCGUGGAAGAUAUCACAGCCUGAAUAUGAGGCUGAAACCACUCAAAUUAAUUUAAAUUGUGUUAAUGAUGAGUGUUCUUUUACAGUAUCACAGACUUGACAUCAUGUAGAUAUUGUUCAGGCAGAGAACUGAAAUAAUGAACCAGACACAGCUUUCUUUUUCAAUAAGUGUAUGCAACAUUAUGUCAUGUAUUAAGCAUGCUUUAUUGUCUUGCCAGUGGCGAGAGGAGCGGUUCCGUCAGACCAGUGAAAGUACUAACCAGCGGGUUCUCUGGUGGUCCAUUGCCCAGACUCUAAUCCUUGUGGCCAUUGGAUUAUGGCAGAUGAAGCAUCUCAAGAGCUUUUUUGAAGCAAAGAAACUGGUGUAACGCUAUUGGACAAACCCCAUCUAAUGUGCCAGAGAUGCAGGCCCCAUCUCCAGGUUGAUGUCUUCCAUUUACACCUCAGGAGGAUAUGAGUAUGAGACUGAGUUUCAAAAACUCCAGCAUGUGGGGCCAGAAACUCUGCCCGAAUGUUUUAUGUUACAGGUUUGCUGCCAUUAAUGGCAGACAUUUUGGAACUUUUUUACAAUUUAAUAUGAGAUUUUUGCCUGAAUCCCCUAUUCUCACCAUUAGAAUAUGACCCAUGCUUUAACAUUUUUAUCCAUCUAAGGAAAUGAGUAGUCAGUGUCUCCAAAAAGCAAUAUGUGCGGUCUUGUUUGUUCAACUCGUUCAUAGUGGGAGAGAUUUAAAAAAAAAAAAAAAAAAAACACUUGCACUAAAUGUGCAUGAAAAAUAGCACUUCCACUAUCUCCUAUGCUAUUGCUUGUAUUCUCCUUGUUAGGAGAGCUAUGGCUUUCCCAGGCAGCAAUGUUAAACUCAGAAAGGUGGGCCUGGAACUCUUCCAGAAAUGACACUGACCUAGGAGACCACUAAAAAAACUUGCAUUCUACUGAGGUGUUAAAGACAACAUUUCCAAGGUGCAAUGCCUUGAUAAACUGUUUGUCUCUGUACAUUUUUCCCAGUAUAUUUAGUUAAUAAGAGCCCAUGCAAAGUGAGCGUCAUUGCUGUGCUUUUCUUUGUCUGUCUGCUUUUUUUUUUUUUUUUGUAUGGUGUGGUGUGGUGGCCUCUAGGAUACUUUUUGAAUUGUAAUUUAACAAAUGAAUGGGAUACCAGGCUGAUUUUUUUUAGAUUUAUUUUUUAUGUAUUUAAAAUGAAUAGUUCCUUGCAGGGAGAAGUGAUUUUCAAGUUGUUAGAGGCAUUGAUUGGGUGUCAUAAAAACAUUGGUCAGGGCAGCGAUAAAGCUUUCAUUUUUGGGAGACAGUGACAUUCCCCUCUGACAGUAUUUUGGAUCAACUGCAAGUAGUAGAAACAACUUUCCUGCAUAUUUCCAUUUGAUAUGCCAUAAUGAGAUUCUUUUGUUCCCUCCCUGGAUUUAUUGCACAUGUCAAGGUAUCAGUAAUGGUUGCAGUAAUCUUCAAAAGACUGAUCAUUCGACAUUCAGGGAUUGGAGACAUUGGCAUUCCAAAUUCCAUGGACCGUGUCAAGUUGCUUGAACAUUUGGAGAUUUUUUUAUUUUAUUUUUUUUGUUCUGCUUCAAUAAUAAAAACAAACAGUCUAACUUG
Pelobates cultripes (western spadefoot toad) is the source of this 6450-nucleotide messenger RNA. The record is from the annotation of a GenBank genome assembly. Lineage: Eukaryota; Metazoa; Chordata; Amphibia; Anura; Pelobatidae.